Molecule: messenger RNA, 390 nt
Organism: Gongylonema pulchrum
Lineage: Eukaryota; Metazoa; Nematoda; Chromadorea; Rhabditida; Gongylonematidae
Source: the annotation of a GenBank genome assembly
AUGAGUCAUUAUUCAUUAAUAAAUCAUUCCCGAGCACCAUCAACGAUCUGUUUUAGCUUACUGCUUGUUGGCGCAGUUGUAUUCACUGUCCGUGGAAGCGAUGACACUACGACCCCGGUAGCUGAAGUGGUUGUUGAAGAAUCCGCAGCUGGCCAACAGCAGCAGCAGUCGCCUAUAGCUGAAGCAAUAGUUCAGGAAAAGACACAUCACCGGCGUCCAUCUGUGGAAGAAGUGGAGCUUGCUGCGAAGGCUGCAAGUGAAAUACAUUCCCCUAAGGAAGCUGUGGAACUUGCGACAACUGAAAGCGAACAGCAUGAAGCGGAGAAAAAUGGGCAUGGAAGUGUGAGUGCCCGUAUUCCGUUUAAAAAAAUUUAUAGCAUUUUACAUUAG